GGUCAAACAUUUAGUAGCAAAAGCUUGACAUUUUCCUUUCGUCGCUCUGAUCUGAGUUUUAUCCUUUUAUUUCUUUAAUCAAUUCAUUUUCUUCUUCUUCUUCGUCUUCAAUGGGCAUUAGUUGUUCAUACGAAGUCAGGUCAACGACGCUUCUUGUUUGCCAAUUUCAUUCUUGUUUUUUGAGCUUUAAUCCAAGCUAGAUUUUUGAUUCCCAAAUCUCUGUGUUUUUUACUUGCCUACUUCAAAAGAUUCAUCAUUUUUUAUAAUCCACGCUUCAACCAAAGAUUUACUUUUUCUCUGAGCUCAACUCAAUCCAAGAAACACCCACUUGAGACAACUCUGGUCCUGGAUCUGUUUCCCACAUCAAAAAGUUUCAAAAUUUGAGCUCAAAACGGAUCCAAAAAUCUUGGAAUCUUUACCCUUACAGAAACCAGUUAUGGUAGUAGAAGAACAAAACCUUGAAAACGGCGGAUCCGUCCAUGUGGUCAAAGGAGAAAGCUAUUUCCGUAAUGUGGUGUGGGGUCCAGUCCGGUGGCUAAAGAUGCUGGCGAGAGAGCUUCACUGGAGCUUUGUGUUCGGUGUGGUCUCACUGUACGGAAUAAACCAAGGGCUUGGUGGCUCACUGGGUCGUGUAGCCACAGAGUAUUACAUGAAAGAUGUUCAAAAGGUUCAGCCUUCUGAAUCUCAGGCUCUCACUGCAAUCACUAAGAUUCCAUGGAUCAUUAAGCCUAUUUGGGGCAUUCUCACUGAUGUUCUUCCCAUGUUUGGCUUCCACAGACGCCCUUACUUCAUUUUAGCUGGGGUGCUUGGAGUGGUUUCUUUGUUGUUUAUUUCGAUUCAUAGUAAUUUACACCUUUACUUGGCACUGUUUUGGAUGACAAUAUCAAGUGCUGCAAUGGCAAUAGCCGAUGUAACCAUUGAUGCUUGCACCGCCUACAACAGCAUCAAACACCCUUCUCUUGCAUCGGAUAUGCAGAGCUUAUGCAGUUUAAGCUCCUCCAUUGGAGCACUUGUUGGUUACUUUAUGAGUGGCAUCUUAGUUCAUCUUGUUGGCCCCAAGGGCGUGUUUGGCUUGCUGACAUUCCCAUUCGCAUUAGUAUCGGUAGUCGGGGUUGUGUUUAGUGAGUCCCAUGUUCCUGGUUUCUCUUACAAACAGGUAAAUCAGAAAUUUGCCGAUGCAGGGAAAGCAAUGUGGAGGACAAUGAAAUGCUCAGAUGUGUGGCGGCCGAGUCUGUAUAUGUAUAUAUCCCUUGCUCUUAGUUUGAACAUUCAUGAAGGUCUCUUCUAUUGGUUCACAGAUGCAAAAGAUGGCCCUUUGUUUGCUCAGGAAACGGUUGGUUUCAUUCUCUCAAUUGGUUCAAUAGGGUCGAUUCUAGGAGCAACGCUGUACCAGCUGGUCCUAAAGGAUCAUCCGUUCCGUGGCCUUUGUUUGUGGACUCAACUUCUCUAUGCCUUAUCCGGAAUGCUUGACCUCAUUCUUGUGCUACGUCUCAACUUAAAAUUUGGCUUACCGGACUAUCUCUUCAUAGUAGUCGAUGAGGUAGUUUCUCAGAUGAUCGGACGCCUGAAAUGGAUGCCGCUGCUCGUCCUCACUUCAAAGCUUUGUCCUCACGGAAUCGAAGGGACCUUCUUUGCGUUGCUAAUGUCAAUUGACAAUGCAGGCGUCAUGACCUCGUCAUGGCUCGGAGGAGUGUUGUUGCACGUCCUCAAGGUGACUCGGACUGAGUUUGGUAACCUCUGGCUUGCGGUUCUGCUCAGGAAUGUUAUGAGAGUUUCACCGCUUUUUGUUCUGUUUCUUGUGCCUAAGGGAGAUCAGAACACAUUCAAGCUCCCUGAUGAGAUUAUGGGGGAAGAUUCGGACGGAGAGGGAGACGAAAAAGAAGAAACUCGGAAUUUGGAAUUGGCGUCUCUUGUUCAAUCCGUUGAUAGAAGAUAGCUACAGUGUUCUCUUUUUAUAGAAAUUUGAAGCAAAUGCUUCAGUUUUUCAGCAUUUUCUCUUGACUUUACUUCCACUGAUACCAAGUGCAAGUUUUCUCAGUAUACAUAACAAAUUUGUGGGCCUAAAAUA
Eutrema salsugineum is the source of this 2068-nucleotide messenger RNA. Its product is annotated as probable folate-biopterin transporter 2. The transcript is spliced from 5 exons. The record is from RefSeq and is a predicted model, not a curated record. Lineage: Eukaryota; Viridiplantae; Streptophyta; Magnoliopsida; Brassicales; Brassicaceae. Gene Ontology annotation, cellular component: membrane. The coding region runs from base 437 to 1936 and encodes 499 amino acids.